This is a messenger RNA of Iphiclides podalirius (scarce swallowtail), 345 nucleotides long. The record is from the annotation of a GenBank genome assembly. Lineage: Eukaryota; Metazoa; Arthropoda; Insecta; Lepidoptera; Papilionidae.
AUGAAGACGGUGACUUUUAUUGCCGUCAUCGCCGUCUCGCUUUACUGCGUCGGUGGUGACCACCUGGUGGUGGGGAACGUCGCCAACAGGGUGGUGCUCGCUAACCACACGGUGGUGGAAUACAACGCCAUCCCAUUCAUUAAGAGGGUGAAAUACUACUUCUACUCUUCCCCAGAUAACAAGAAGAUUCAGGGAAUCCAGAUGUUGGACGCGCUACACAGCAAGGCUUCCGCCAACAUAACGGCCGGGGGUGUGGGUCAUCCCUUUGUCAAUAUACGCAUGAAGAGCGAACGCGGCACGGGGAUCAAAUACGACGUCGGGAUUUACGUCAACCCCAAUUACCUA